This is a messenger RNA of Phacochoerus africanus (Common warthog), 1399 nucleotides long. It is a transcript of the gene PNMT, whose product is annotated as phenylethanolamine N-methyltransferase. The coding region runs from base 461 to 1312 and encodes 283 amino acids. NCBI's taxonomy places the organism in Eukaryota, Metazoa, Chordata, Mammalia, Artiodactyla, Suidae. Gene Ontology annotation, cellular component: cytosol. Gene Ontology annotation, molecular function: phenylethanolamine N-methyltransferase activity. The transcript has 3 exons. The record is from RefSeq and is a predicted model, not a curated record.
CUGGGCCCCUGGGUGGGGCGCGCUGGCAGCUGGGGUGAGAAAGGGCUAACUCCAACCCUGGCAAAAGAGAAGGGAUGGGAUGUCGAGCAAAGGGGGUGAAUGGCUGCGAGGGCUGGAGAAGAGGAUUGGGGUGCUGGGUCUGGCGGAUGCAGGGGGUCUUAGGGUGUCUGGGGGUAGGAAGCUGAGGGGCAGGUGCGGAAGCUGGCCUUAGACCAGGGCAGGUGAGGCAAAGGGUGGAGGGCAGCCGGAGCAACUGCGAAGCAGGGGCGGGGACGGAUGGUCCCCCCUCCCGCGUGUCUGCUCUUUGGACACUAAAGGAGAUGGAUGGGGUAGGGGAGACAGAGCCUGCGUGGCCCCGGGCGGCUCAUCGCUUAGCCACUGCCCCCGCAGCGGAGGGGUCAGGCGGGGGUCCGGCUGCAGAUAAAGGCGAGCGGGGGACUGGGCGGCCGGCGGCAGCAGCAUGAGCGGGACAGGCCAGAGCCACGCUGCGGACGCGGCCCCCGACUCGGACCCGGGCCAGGCAGCGGUCGCCUUGGCCUACCAGCGCUUCGAGCCCCGCGCCUACCUUCGCAACAACUACGCGCCCCCUCGGGGGGACCUGAGCAGCCCGGAUGGCGUGGGGCCUUGGAAGCUGCGCUGCUUGGCCCAGACCUUCGCAACCGGUGAGGUGUCUGGACGCGCCCUCAUUGACAUUGGUUCAGGCCCCACCAUAUACCAGCUGCUCAGCGCCUGCGCCCACUUUGAAGACAUCACCAUGACUGAUUUCUUGGAGGUGAACCGCCAGGAGCUGGGACUCUGGCUGCGAGAAGAGCCCGGGGCCUUCGAUUGGAGUGUCUACAGCCAGCACGUCUGCCUCAUUGAGGGCAAGGGUGAAUCCUGCCAGGAGAAGGAGCGCCAGCUGCGAGCGAGGGUGAAGCGGAUCCUGCCCAUCGACGUGCACCAGCCCCAGCCCCUGGGCACCGGGAGCUUGGCGCCCCUGCCUGCCGAUGCCCUGGUCUCUGCCUUCUGCCUGGAGGCUGUGAGUCCAGACCUGGCCAGCUUCCAGCGGGCCCUGGACCACAUCACCACACUGCUGAGGUCUGGAGGGCACCUGCUCCUCAUCGGGGCCUUGGAGGAGUCGUGGUACCUGGCUGGGGAGGCCAGGCUGGCAGUGGUGCCUGUGUGUGAGGAGGAGGUGAGGGAGGCUCUGGCACGUAGCGGCUACAAGGUGCGGGACUUGCGCACCUACGUCAUGCCGGCCCACCUUCGGACAGGCGUGGACGAUGUCAAGGGCAUCUUCUUUGCCUGGGCCCAGAAGAAGGUGGGGGUGUGAGGCCCCAGCACACCCAGUGCCGGCAUCCCUCACCCACGCCGAGUCCCUGUUGUCCGAGGUGAUGUCUAAUAAAGAAAUAAGUCCCUG